UGCGUUAUAAUACAACAACAUUAAAGCGAUGAAAAGCAUAAGCAGCAAGAAAAAAGAGAGAUGAAUAAGAAGAUAUUGGUUGUGGGAGGCACAGGUUACUUGGGACAGCAUCUGUUACAAUCCUAUGAAACUCAUCCUCAAUCUCAUUCUUACGAUCUCUCUCUCGCAUUUACCUACCACUCCACUCCUCUUCCUCACCCUUUCUCCGAUGCAUUUCCUCAUUCCCUUCCUUUCCAAGUUGAUUUCAAAACCGGCAUUGGAUUUGAAGCCAUUUCCAACGUAUUUGGCCAGCCUGAUGUGGUUGUAAAUUGUGCUGCCAUCUCAGUACCUCGUGCUUGCGAAAUCGAUCCUGAUACUGCUCAUGCUAUUAAUGUGCCAUCAUCCCUUGUAACAUGGCUGCAAAGCUUUAAACAGAACAGUACUCUUCUCAUUCAUCUCUCCACAGAUCAAGUUUAUGAAGGGGAGAAGUCCUUUUACAAGGAAGAAGACAUUGCGAUUCCAGUAAAUGUUUAUGGAAAAACUAAAGUGGCGGCGGAGAAGUUCAUUUCGGAAAAUUGGCCAAACUUUGCAAUUUUGAGAAGUAGUAUCAUCUAUGGGCCACAAACUCUCUCACCAGUUCCAAAAUCUCUUCCUAUUCAGUGGAUGGAUGGUGCCCUUUCUAAAAGAGAACAAGUGGAGUUCUUUCAUGAUGAGUUCCGUUGUCCGAUUUAUGUUAAGGAUCUCGUAACUAUCAUACUAGCUUUAACAUGCCAAUGGAUAUCAUCAGAGAGCAAGCAAAUGCAGUUGUUACUUAAUGUUGGUGGACGCGAUAGGGUAUCACGUGUUCAAAUGGCUGAGGCUGUCGCACAAUUUAGAGGGCAUGACACCUCAUUAAUCAAACCAGUCUCUGCUUCAUCGGUUGACAGAGGUGUGAAGUCCCCAGCAGACAUAUCUAUGGAUAUCACUAGAUUGAUUCAAACACUUCAAAUUAAUCCUGUUUCAUUUAAAGACGGCGUAAAAUUAACGCUUACAACUGAAGCUAAGCGGUGACGCAGUGAUGCAGAUGUCAUAUAAGGCUUCCUUGUUAGUAUUUGAGUAUUGCUGCACACCAUUAAAAAUGACAUGAGCUCUUACAUCAUUUAGAUUGCUGUAAAAUAAAUCUAUGUAAAUUCUUGAAAAAAUCAAGUCAACACAUUUUGUUGGAGCUUCAAGGAGUUAGCAAAUGCCAAGUAGUAAAUCAACAAGUUGGUAUGGCUUUUCAUCUGUGAGUUCCAAAUAAUUUUGACAUCUACCUUUACAAAAUAAAUGUAUAUUUUCAUGUAUGCUGACACACUUUUUCCAUCAUUCCAUGUAUUUUUGGAUGACUU
Molecule: messenger RNA, 1346 nt
Organism: Cicer arietinum (chickpea)
Lineage: Eukaryota; Viridiplantae; Streptophyta; Magnoliopsida; Fabales; Fabaceae
Source: RefSeq, a predicted model, not a curated record